This is a messenger RNA of Perca flavescens (yellow perch), 7094 nucleotides long. RefSeq names its product pleckstrin homology domain-containing family G member 1. Gene Ontology annotation, molecular function: guanyl-nucleotide exchange factor activity; small GTPase binding. Gene Ontology annotation, biological process: intracellular signal transduction. Lineage: Eukaryota; Metazoa; Chordata; Actinopteri; Perciformes; Percidae. The record is from RefSeq and is a predicted model, not a curated record. The transcript has 17 exons. The coding region runs from base 344 to 5116 and encodes 1590 amino acids.
AGGGAGAGAGAUAUUCAGACAGAGGAGAUCCUUGGCAAACUGAAGUGAGAGAAAGAAAAGACAUCAGCCAGAGGAGUGUGUUUGAGUGUCUGUGUUGAGAAGAAAACUUGAGAGUGCAUGCUCCUGUGUAUAUUUUGAAUGAGUGGAAUGCACAGUUGCUCCCAGGAGAAAGGAUCCACAAUGAUUUUGGAAAUCUAAGAGAAUUUUGCUGGGAAUACUGUUUGGAAUACUCUGGAUAUGUGACCUGCUCGGGGAAAUCUGUUUUCCUUUAAACCUGGGCCUCACUUUUUUCUUUUCAUAAACUCAUUCCCUCUAAUUUCUAUUGAAUUGGAGCCAAGCCACAAUGCCUACCGACGAUUAUAACUACCUGCCUGAUGCGUUACCUCCUCUUCCUGAAGUCCCGGACUCCGGCGCAGCCCUGAGCUCCGUAGACAUACCAGCCCGCUGCCUCCGCAACCCGGCUUUCCGCCAUACCUCCUCACGCUACUGCUCCGCCCUCAGCAUGGACUCCUCUCCCGACAGUGCCGAAAGGCCAAUCAGCUACAGCUCCACGUCUUCCUCUGCUUCCUCCCGCGACAGUCAUUGCUCGCUGGGCAGCCGCUCCACCCUCGUCCCUGCCCCUCACUGUAACCUGGUGACCUCAGACCGGGACUCUGGGGCAAUUCGGUUGGAACUGGUUCCAGCCCGGCAGCUGGGAUGCCGGGAGGAAGAUGACAAAAAUGAUGGCGGGGUGGACACAAGGAGGGGACAAGGGAGACAGAGCAGUGGACAGAGUCUGACAGAACAUUCAGAGCCUGAGGUGAGCCCAGAUGGAGGAGAGCGGACAGGUCCAGUGCAGGGACCCAGGUCGUAUGUUGACCGGGUGGUGCAGGAGAUACUAGACACAGAGAGAACCUACGUCCAGGACCUGCACAGCAUUGUAGAGGACUACUUGGAGUGUAUCAGCAAUCAGUCUCGGCUGGCCUUGAGCUCUGAGGAUAAAGGCUCUCUAUUUGGCAACAUCCAGGACAUCUACCACUUUAACAGGGAUCUUUUACAUCAUCUUGAGAAGUGCAACGCUGACCCUGUGGCCAUCGCAGAGUGCUUUGUAUCCAAGAGUGAAGAAUUCCACAUUUAUACUCAGUACUGCACCAACUACCCACGGUCGGUGGCUGUGCUAACAGAGUGCAUGAGGAACAAGGCGUUGGCCAAGUUUAUUCGCGAGCGCCAGGAAUCUCUGAGGCACUCCUUGCCCCUGGGCUCCUACCUACUCAAGCCAGUGCAGAGGAUCCUCAAGUACCACCUACUGCUGCACGAGAUAGCCAACCACAUGGAGAAGGACACAGAGACCUACGAGGUUGUGCAGGAAGCCAUAGACACCAUGCAGAGAGUGGCCUGGCACAUCAACGACAUGAAGAGGAAACACGAGCACGCCGUUAGGUUGCAGGAAAUCCAGAGCCUGCUGACCAACUGGAAGGGCCCUGAUCUGAUCGGCUACGGAGAGUUGGUUCUCGAAGGAACGUUUCGUCUGCAGCGGGCCAAAAACGAAAGAACUCUCUUCCUGUUUGACAAACUUCUGCUAAUUACCAAGAAACGAGAAGAAACCUUCACAUACAAGGCUCACAUACUGUGCUGUAACCUGAUGCUGGUGGAAGUUAUUCCUAAAGAACCACUGAGUUUUAGUGUUUUUCACUACAAGAAUCCCAAACUUCAGCACACGGUGCAGGCCAAAUCACAGCCUGACAAGCGCAUGUGGAUCUUACACCUCAAGAGACUCAUACUUGAAAACCAUCCGGCCAAAAUCCCUGCCAAGGCUAAGCAAGCAAUUUUGGAGAUGGAUGCGAUGCAUCAUCCCGGGUUUCAUUACAGCCCUGAUGGAGACAAGAAGGAUUCCUCUCAGACCAAGGAGGGUCUAACCCCUCGUAGAGGACGCAGGAAAGAACCUCUAUCCAAAUUGUUGAAGAAUGCCAAGCAGAAUGCUGCCAACACAGAUGGUGAAAAGCGAAUAAGUCUGGGUGCCACCCUGCUCUCGCCAAUGUCCCAGCUGGCUUUGGGCACCAUCGGUCGCAGCCGCAGCCUCAUCAACCAGUCACAGGAGUCCCUGGACCCCGGCGAUCACUAUGACCACAGUGAUCGAGAAGAGGAGCCACAUCAGCAAGAUGCUGAUGAUGAAGAUGACAGUGGCCUGGGAGGUGGAAAGCGGCUGCGAGUCCCUGGCAAAGGCAGUAGAAAGAGGCUGAACCCUCAGGCAUCGGUCGACAGUAUAGAACAAUGGAAGUCCUUCAACAUGAGCACUUCUGACCUACAGAGAGCCAGAGAAACCCUAGUAAGGGAAGGAAGUCGCCACCCACCCCUUCUCAGGACACCUAGAGUGACGGAGGAGCCUCCAGACACCCCCAUCCCCUCUGUAAUAGUCACAGAAAGUGACCAUUCUGUGAGGAACAUCUGGGCAGACCACCGUGCUCGCAGGGCCAUGUUCCCCACCCGCCAGCGAACCAUGCAGCCUGAUGACGAGGACGAGGACAUCUACCAGAUGUUUGUCCCAACAGAGCAGAGCGCACCAGAACCAGAGGUACCCUCGCAGAGGUCAGAGGCCACCUCGUCGCCCAAGACAGCUCGACCCUGCAGCUGGCACGUUGAACAGGUGCCCACUGUGCAGAUUGACCCUCCACCCAAUGGGAGUAGAGUCCUGCGGAGGGCGAGCAGCGCAGGGGAGAAGGCUACAGAGGCUCAACAGAGUCCUGAUGAUGACCCGGCCGGUCACAGCAACUUAGAAGUGAUCCACACUGAAUCCUCCAGCAAUGACCUAUCUGGAUCAUCCUCAGCUGAGCAGCUGACGAUAGACGAUAUUGAAAAUGUGUAUGACAACAUCAGCUAUGAGGACCUUAAGAGCAUGGGCCUGGUUAGAAGAGACCCAGAGGAGUCACAGAGAGAAACAUCUACAGAUGCACAGGGUUCCCAGGGCCAGGCAGCAAGGGUACUAAAUGCUCCAGAGGCUGCUGUGGUCACAGAUCCUAUGAUUGAACCAGACAGUUCCUUGGAUAGCAAUCAGCCCUCCACACAGGAGGAGAGGCCAUCUGGGACAUGUGAGCUCAAGAUAGUGGAGGAGAGCAUCUAUGACACCAUCUGUUUCAGGGAGCCCCCAUCAACAGAACUUAAAGGAAUGAAUGAAUGCAAACAACUACAACAAAAGAGGGACAGUCUGCCGGCCUCUGAACAAGACCUUACUGAAAGCCUUGGGGUCUUCGUGUCCGAGGAAAGCCUCCACUUUGGAGAGGAUGAGGAACCAGACACCUCUCAUCCUGUCCCAUGUUCCUUUGAGCCAGAUUAUUCCUCCUCGUCUGCCUCUGAGACUUUCUCGCAGCGCUCACAGAAAGGGGAUAAGAUGUCAGAGCAAGUCGAUGAGAUCUGGAACGAUCUGGAAAACUACAUCAAGAUCAAUGAGAAGAAAGCUGAUCGACUCCCUGCUGCCUUCCCUGUUAGUGCCAGUGAGUCGCCUAAGAAGGCAUCCUCAGUCAAAAACAGCCCUACAAAGAGCUCUGUUGUAAUUAGUCCUCAAGCUGCUAGCCCUCCAACCAAGAGUACCCCAGCGCAUCAGUCUAAACCCCCAACUGUCACCUCCACACCGUCAUUCACCAUCCCAGUCAUCAACCUCCCUGAUCUUCAAAGUGAAGGCACCAAUGCAGAAGAAAACCACAGCCCUGCUCCUGCGUCACGCCCCCUUCCUGUCACCCCAGAGCCCCUCCCAGGCACAGUAAAGAGCAUCCGUAACAGACUGGCUCGCCUCAGCAGCGGCAGCUUCCGCCUAGAGGAUGACGACCUGGUGGAGCUUCCUCAACGAAGUACCCCUCAAAAGGAUAUUCCCCUCAAGGACCUUCAUAGCUUGUUUCCAGGGGAGUUGGCAGGUCUGGACUCCCCCCUGGCCUCCUCAUCUCUCCUGCUGGGUGAGUCUGUGGACAUUGAACUGGAAAAAUCAAAGAACCGGGUGUUCCUGAUGGCACGGCAGUACAGCCAGAAGAUCAAGAAAGCCAACCAGCUGUUGCGCAUGAGGAGCAUGGACCCUGGAGACGCUUGUACUCGGACCAGAGCUGAGAAGAAGCAGAAAGACCUGGCAGCCAUCUUGGAAGAAAAGAAACAAGGGGGCACUGCCAUAGGUGCAAGGAUAGCAGAGUACUCCCAGCUCUAUGACCAGGUAAUGUUUAAGGAUCCUCCCGGUCCUGCUGGCCCACAUCACGCCCAUCCAGGGCUGCCGUCUUCUCCGUCCAUGCCUGAGACCUCCCUGGAGGAGGACUGGCUCCACUCCACUUACAGCAACGGAGAGCUGGCCAGCUUCGUCUCCGCAUCCAGCGAGUUGGGCGAUGCCUGGGCUUCUUCUACCCCGCAGCGCAGACUUACAUCCGCCUGCUCCAUCCCUUCUCUCAAGACCUCCCCUCCCUCUCCAACCACCCCACCAUCCCAGAGAUGGAGCUCGUGCAUGUCAGCGCCAAGCGAAAAAGAGGAGCAUGUGUACAGUUCCAUUAACAGACAUCCUUCCUUUAAUGCUCCAUCUUCGCCCUCCUCCUCAAAGUCUUCCCCAUCCAGUCACUGUCAGUCACUCAGCUCUCUAGGCAGCCAGCAGCAGCAGAAGAACCAGUCUGGACUCAAAUGUAACAGACCCACAGACAGACUCCGCGGCCCCAGUCUGGGUCGCGCUGGUCGGCAGAGUAGCCUCCCAGAGCGCUCUACCCAGGGACACUCAGACCUCACUUUACACGACGGUCAACAAGUGGUGGUCCUGAACCGGGCUUCUGCACUGAGCAUACUCAACGCCACCCAGAACUACCUGGCUAAUUUUAAGGAUGAUGGGGAAGAUGAUGAUGACUAUGUAGAGAUCCGCUCGGAGGACGAGAGUGAACAGGAGCAGGACAGGUUGGCACGGCGGAACGGCAGCACGGCAGUCCUUUCCAAUCAGAAUCUGGGUCUUGUCCACUCCCAGAGUCUGCCAUGCACACCGGCACACUCCUGCAACCCGCUGAGGUCUCUGGACUGCGAGCAUCUGGAGAAGUACCUGUGGAGCGAGCCGCAGCAGAGCCAACCCAAAAUCGUCCAGUCUUUGAGGGAGAAGUUUCAGUGUCUGAGCUCCAGUAGCUUCGCCUGAGUCUAUAUGACAAAUAAAAGCCAAAUAUAUGUAAACAUACAGCUUAUAGCAACAAAAGGGACACUGCUGCUUUGCCUUGAAUGCCCUCCAUCAUUCAACAUCAUAGUCCACAAACAUAACACAUUUCUCAACAUAGAUCAGGACCAUAUUUGUAACAACUUAUGUGAAACUCUCUCUUACAGUGCUUCAGUGUAAAAUCCAUGAUAGGUUAAUAUUAAUAGCAAAGCCUGCAUGUGAGCUGCUUUAGCACUUCCAGGUUCAAACUGUCUUCUUGUGUAUGUUUCAAAUAAAUCUGGUUGUGAAACGUCAGCAAGUAGUCAAAGCAAAAAUGUUCUCAGUCGCUGAAUGGGUUUUAAUAUUCAAAGGAAUUCAAACUCUUUUAUUGCUUUACUUGUAAGCCUUGUAGAGACAAUUGGAGUCAUAUGAAUUGGUUCUGCUGGAGGACUUAGUGCCAAUAAACUGUUGUACAGUUACUGUAGUUCAGGAUUACCAAUUGUAAGAAAUAAAAUCUUGUCUGUGCGGUACUGAGGUACAAGCAUCAAAAUUCUUAUGAUCUUUGGCGGAUCUUGACUCUCCAAGUUCUUUUUUUUAAAUUUGCUGUUAAGGUUAUUUUAACUGCAUUUUAGCACUAAUUAAUCUUAACCUGUGUAGGAGCGGUUAACCACAGUGAUGGCUAGUGUUUUUAAUUGUGCUUACACUCUCAAACUGCUUUGAACAAGCAACUUUUUCAAAUUUGCAGUUCAAAUUUGUGAUCUUCAGAUUUGCUACACAUGCUAGAUUUUUUUUUUUUAUAGAAAUAAUUGUAACAAAAAGGUUGCAGCUCUAAAGAAAACAUGUCGGCUAAGAUCCAAUAGUUUAAGUAUAACUAGACUUAGACCUGUAAGUCUAUUUGAAGUUAUUAUAUUUCACUCUACCUGCCACCUUUGUCCUCAAACAAAAGGUAUCACGCUUUAAAAUUAAGAGAAAAUGCUGAUAUUUUAGAUAAUCUGUAAGAAAUCGGAGGGCUUCGUAUUUAUUUUGAAUCUGUGAGUAAAUCAGAGUUGUUUUUACAUGUUAUGGUCUAUGGGCAUCCAUCACGUAAAGUGUAAUGUGCAUCUCAACAAGUGGAUGAUUUUUUUUUUUUUAAUCAUACUAAUUUUAACCUGUGUUUUUAAGAGGGACCACGAAGGAGAACAUUAAGGAGAGAUAGUUAAAAGACUACAGUACUGUAUUUGGUGCAUUUUUUUUUAUUUCAAAUGAUAGUCUGUUUACUUUGUUUACGUUAUGGGACACUCCCAACUGUCACACUACUGAUUGCAUCCACAGUCACGGAAAGAAAGUCAUAACAAAGUUGUUAAUCACUUUAAUAAGAUUCAUACAACACAAUUGUUUUCUCUCCCCUAGAAGCAAAUCUGGUAUUUACCACACACAAAAUCACUAAAGUUGUCCUAUUUAUUUGAAAACCUCCCUGUUAUUUUGGUCCUUAUCACCAUUAGCUACAGACAAGUUGUAAAAUAAAGUAUUUAUUAAAAGGUGGUUUUAUUCAGAUUAAGGGACACAGACAAAAUUUGAAUUAAAUACUGUGAAUAUUUUCAGUAGUAGGUUUUCUCUCACGCACUGCUUAAACACAAGUUCCAAAUCAAAACAACACGUGAAAAGUUUAAAAGCACAAUAUCAUGACCUAAUGUUCAUAUCAGGAAACGGCUUAAAAAACAAGUUAGGAAUAUGAAGUAUGUGUUUUUUCAUUGUACAUUUUAUCCUAUGUUUCACUGGUGGGGAUCGUUUGUCUUCGUUGACUUUUUUUUUGCACUUUUCUGUCUUUUUUUACUUUUCAUUUGUAAACACUUUGUAAAGAUGUACAUUUUAGGAAAGUUAUUCUUGUAUGCCAUAGGUAUGCUUUAAUGCUUUAAUGUUUAAGUUAAGUGUAAUGUAUUUUUUUAACUGCCUAGUUGUCAUUGCAAAACAAUGUAUUGGAGGUAUUAAAUUCAAAUUAAACUCA